Messenger RNA from Prorocentrum cordatum, 1004 nucleotides. The record is from the annotation of a GenBank genome assembly. Lineage: Eukaryota; Dinophyceae; Prorocentrales; Prorocentraceae.
GGCGCCCGCGGCGCGGCCGCGCGCCGCGACCAGCGCGAGGUGGCUGGCCGGCGGCGCCGCCGCGGGCGUGCUGGCCGCGUCGUUGGCCACGGGGCUGCGCCGGGGCGCGCGGGCCAGUGCAGCGCCGCCCCGCGCCGCGCGGAGGGCCGUCGCCGUGCGGGCGGUGACUGUCAGCGGCGUCACCGGGGGCGAGGCGGAGAAGAACGCGAACGGCGAGUUCGAGGAGGCGGUGGGCCUGUACGGCGGGAGGCGGCACUGGCAGAAGCGGGGCGACGCGGACGUGUGGCUGCUGCACAUCAAGGGCAGGUGGUGGGUCACCGACACGGCGGACAAGGACGCAGAGGCGUCCUCCGGGUGGGUCUGCUCCGAGCCGACGGAGGCACAGGAUCCGCUCGGCGUGACCGCGUGGGAGGCCUACGUCAACGACGCCUGGGUCGUGCAGGGCUCCAUCGCCGUUUCCGAGCCCGGGGGGGAGCCCGGCGCGGCGCCCGCCACCGCGGCCGCGCCCGCGGAGGGCGGGUCGGUGCUCACCACGCUGCCGGACGGCACGGUGAGGUUCACGGCGGGCGCCGAGGCUGGAGCCACAGCAGAGGGCGGGUCAGUGACCGCGUCCCUUCCGGAGCGCAGAGCCGAGUCGGUGGUCACCACGCUUCCAGACGGCACGGUGAGGUUCACGGCUGGCGCCAAGGCCGGGACAGCGAAGGGGAAGCCGCAGGAGAAGAAGGGGAUCUUCCGACGCGUGUGGGACAAGCUCCGGGGAAAGAAGUGAGUGGGGCCUUCUUCCCCACCUUCUGAUGCAUAAUCUCGGAUAUUGUUUUCCCCCGCCUGAUCCUGCACGAGCGACUCGCAGGGGGCUUUCGGGCUGUAAGUUUGCGGCCUCGGGGUGUUCCGCGGUAGGAACCACCCGAGAGGCUGGCCAUAUUAACCGGCAGCGGUAUUUUUCUUCGGCAGCCCGUCAUGGGCGCGGACUAGCGCAGAUCCAAGAAACCCGCGCGGAGCGCCAA